AUCUGUGUGAGUAACGGCGACAUUCAGUUCUACCGUUCCUCAGGAAAAAAAACUUUCCUUUAAACCAUGAUGGGGGAGCAAGGAUGUUUAGACCCUCAAAUGCAGCCUGCAAGACUGGUCUAUAAUUCAGAUAAACAUCCUCGACAGACCCUUGAAGCAACCAACAACUUACGAAAACACAGGGAACUUUGCGAUGUUGUCAUUAUUGUUGGACAGAAACGGAUAUACGCACACAGGGUUAUAUUGUCAGCAUGUAGUCUGUACUUCCAUGCCAUGUUUACUGGUGAACUUGCAGAGAGUAGACAAACUGAAGUGACAAUAAGAGACAUUGAUGAGAAUGCCAUGGAAUUGUUAAUAGACUUUGCAUACACAUCCUCCAUCACAGUCGAGGAAGGCAAUGUUCAGACACUCUUACCAGCAGCUUGUUUAUUACAGCUACAGGAAAUACAAGAUGCUUGUUGUGAAUUUCUGAAAAGACAAUUAGAUCCUUCCAAUUGUUUAGGAAUACGUGCAUUUGCCGAUACCCACGCGUGCCGAGAUUUGCUGAGAAUUGCUGAUAAAUUUACACAACAUAAUUUUCAAGAGGUAAUGGAAAGUGAGGAAUUCAUGCUGCUUCCUGUCAAUCAACUCAUAGAAAUCAUUGGCAGUGAUGAAUUGAACGUCCGAACUGAAGAACAAGUGUAUAGUGCUGUAAUGGCAUGGGUCAAGUACAUUAUAGGAGACAGGCGAUGUUUGUUACCACAGGUCCUUGAACAUGUUCGACUGCCGCUACUAAAUCCUAAAUUUCUAGUUGGUACAGUUGGUUCGGAUCUACUCAUAAAGAGUGAUGAAUCAUGCCGAGAUCUUGUUGAUGAAGCCAAGAACUAUUUACUAUUACCCCAAGAAAGACCGUUGAUGCAAGGACCAAGAACACGACCCAGGAAACCUAUCAGAUGCGGUGAAGUUUUAUUUGCUGUUGGGGGUUGGUGCAGUGGUGAUGCUAUCUCCAGCGUUGAAAGAUUUGACCCGCAAACGCAUGAAUGGCGGAUGGUUGCACCCAUGAGUAAACGACGUUGUGGCGUGGGUGUUGCCGUUGUUGAUGAUCUCUUAUAUGCUGUCGGCGGACAUGAUGGUUCAUCAUAUCUCAACAGUAUUGAGAGAUAUGACCCACAGACAAACCAGUGGAGUAGUGAUGUAGCUCCCACCAGUACUUGUAGAACCAGUGUAGGUGUGGCGGUGUUAGACAAUUACAUGUAUGCAGUUGGAGGACAAGAUGGUGUAUCAUGUCUUAAUAUUGUUGAAAG
Saccoglossus kowalevskii is the source of this 1283-nucleotide messenger RNA. RefSeq names its product kelch-like protein 20. Gene Ontology annotation, biological process: Golgi to endosome transport; protein K33-linked ubiquitination; proteasome-mediated ubiquitin-dependent protein catabolic process. The record is from RefSeq and is a predicted model, not a curated record. Gene Ontology annotation, cellular component: trans-Golgi network; PML body. Gene Ontology annotation, molecular function: type II interferon binding. Lineage: Eukaryota; Metazoa; Hemichordata; Enteropneusta; Harrimaniidae.